This is a messenger RNA of Chanos chanos (milkfish), 2644 nucleotides long. It is a transcript of the gene clcn2c, whose product is annotated as chloride channel 2c. Gene Ontology annotation, biological process: transmembrane transport; chloride transport. The transcript is spliced from 23 exons. Gene Ontology annotation, molecular function: voltage-gated chloride channel activity. The record is from RefSeq and is a predicted model, not a curated record. NCBI's taxonomy places the organism in Eukaryota, Metazoa, Chordata, Actinopteri, Gonorynchiformes, Chanidae. Bases 1 to 2637 code for a protein of 878 amino acids. Gene Ontology annotation, cellular component: plasma membrane.
AUGUAUGGACGCUAUACUCAGGAGCUGGGCUCAUAUGCUAAAGAGGAGGCGGCCAGACUGAGAGAUGGAGGAAUCAGACGCUCCCUGUCUGAACGCAGCCGGACCCCCGAACUACUGGAAUUCGAGAAAGGGCGCUGUGCCAAGUGUCGAAUCUGUACAGUGCACUGUCAGAAGUUCCUGAUCUCACGGGUCGGGGAGGACUGGAUCUUCCUCAUUCUGCUGGGACUGGUCAUGGCACUGGUCAGCUGGGUGGUUGACUUCUGUAUCGCCAUCUGUCUGCAGGCUCAGAAGUGGAUGUAUGGUGGUCUGGAAAGUAAUGUCUUCCUGCAGUAUCUGGCCUGGGUCACUUACCCCGUGGUCCUCAUCAGCUUCUCAGCAGGUUUCACACACAUAGUGGCUCCACAGGCUGCAGGGUCGGGUAUUCCUGAGAUGAAGACUAUUCUGCGGGGUGUGGUGCUGAAAGAAUACCUCACUUUGAAAACCUUUGUAGCCAAAGUCAUAGGUCUGACGUGUGCCUUGGGCAGUGGAUUACCUCUGGGGAAGGAGGGUCCGUUUGUGCACAUCGCCAGUCUGUGUGCUGCACUGCUCAGCAAGUUUAUGUCACUGUUCGGUGGGAUUUAUGAGAACGAGUCACGGAACAUUGAAAUGUUGGCUGCGGCCUGUGCUGUGGGUGUAGGCUGCUGCUUCGCUGCCCCCAUUGGAGGUGUGUUGUUCAGUAUUGAGGUAACGUCGACCUUCUUUGCGGUGAGGAACUAUUGGAGAGGGUUCUUCGCUGCCACCUUCAGUGCCUUCAUUUUCAGAGUCCUGGCUGUGUGGAACAGAGAUGAGGAGACAAUCACGGCUCUAUUUAAGACUCGUUUCCGGUUGGAUUUUCCCUUUGACCUGCAGGAGCUGCCUGCCUUCGCUGUAGUUGGCAUAGCGAGUGGUUUCGGUGGAGCACUGUUUGUGUAUCUGAACAGACUGAUUGUUCAGUUCAUGAGGAAGCAGAAAACCAUCAACAAGUUCCUCAUGAAGAAGCGGCUGCUGUAUCCUGCCUUGGUGACACUGCUGGUUUUCACUCUCACCUUUCCCCCAGGCUUUGGACAGUUCAUGGCAGGCACGCUGACACAGAAGGAAUCUCUGGUUGCGUUGUUUGACAACCGCACGUGGGCCAGGCAGGGCACCAGUGAGGAGUUUGACUACAUGGGACUCCAGAAGGCCUGGAAACACCCACAACUCAACAUCUUCGUCACCCUCGUCAUCUUCAUCAUUAUGAAGUUCUGGAUGACUGCACUGGCCACCACUAUUCCCGUGCCCUGUGGAGCUUUCACACCUGUCUUUGUCAUUGGUGCGGCAUUUGGCCGUUUGGUAGGAGAGAGUAUGGCUGCCUGGUUCCCAGAUGGUAUUCAUUCAGAUGGCGCCAUUUACCCUAUAGUACCAGGAGGAUACGCUGUCGUGGGUGCGGCAGCCCUGUCCGGUGCAGUGACACACACCGUGUCGACGGCGGUGAUCGUGUUUGAGUUGACUGGACAGAUCUCUCACAUUCUGCCCAUAAUGAUAGCAGUCAUCUUGGCCAACGCCGUGGCCCAGAGUCUACAGCCCUCCAUCUACGACUCCAUCAUCCGCAUCAAAAAACUACCCUACCUGCCUGAGCUGGGCUGGGGACACCCCGAAAAGUAUAAUAUCCGUGUGGAGGAUAUCAUGGUCAGAGACGUGAGGUUCAUCACUCUGAACUGUACAUACAGAGACUUACAUGACAUCCUACUGAUCGGUCACCUCAAAACCCUGGCUCUGGUGGAGUCUGCAGAGUCCAUGAUUCUGCUGGGCUCUAUUGAGCGUUCCCAGUUGCAGGCCCUGCUGUCGGACCAGCUGAGUCGUCAGCGGCGGUUGGACUACCUCCGUGAGCGCGCUCAGUCCGAACGCAAACGCAUGUCAGUGGUCAGCACACCCAGCAGCGAGGACGGAAGUCAAAAGGUCAACCAUGAGGUUCGGUUCCAGAUUUCCACAGAAGAGUCUUCAUUCAGUCCCACUCGUUCAGUCUCUCCAAAACCCCUCAAACCAGCUCUAAAGAGACCCUCUGUAGUGGAGAGGCCCACUGAGAUCCCUACAGGGCCUCAUGACUCUGGCAUCGGCCUAAAGAAUCUCUUCUGUGCUCACCCUGACACUGAGGCUAUGGAGAGUUCAGAGGUCUUUGAGCUCAGGAAACCCAAACGCGUGAGGAUAUCGGUCGUGGAUGACCCAGACAUAGAGGACGAUAUGACCAUUAGAGAGAUUGCAGAGUGGGAGGAGCAACAGCUUGAUGAGAUUGUGAAUUUCAACAAUUGUAAGAUUGACCCCGCCCCCUUCCAGCUUGUGGAGAGAACUUCACUGCACAAGACUCAUACUAUCUUCUCCCUGCUGGGUCUGGACCACGCCUACGUCACCAGCAUUGGUCGGCUGAUUGGGGUGGUGUCCCUGAGAGAGCUACGGAAGGCCAUUGAAGGUUCAGUCACGGUGAAGGGUGUUAAAGUGCGCCCCCCACUGGCCAGUUUCAGGGACAGCGGCACCAGCAGCAGUGAGACCGAGGCCACAGAACUGCACAAACUGUGGGACAGACACAGUACCCAGAGUCUGCCCCGAGACAGCACCACCUCCGACUCCGACGAAAAGUCUCAGUGAGGGAGGG